AACAGGAUUUCUUUCUUGCUUGUGCUUAUACAACGGAAAGCUUCAAUAUUCAUUUAUGAGCCUUGAAAGGUUUUACAUUAUGUCUAAUGAUAUCUUAACCGGGAAAGUAGAAAUCGAGACACGUGAGUUCGCGGAGAACGGUGGCGGCAGCGAAGAGGAGGUCAAUGAGAGACGGAGAAAGGAGAGAGCCCUCGUCCGUCGACUAGACUGUUGCAUAGUGCCUGUCCUGAUGGUCCUCAACCUUAUUAGCUAUCUAGAUCGAGGAAACAUAGGGUUUGCCGCAACUCAAGGCAUGACGCGAGAUAUUCAGCUUAAGGGAAAUCAGUUAAACACCGCGGUAUCUGUCUUCUAUAUCUUCUACAUCCUCGCCGAGUUUCCCACUUCCAUCUUUGUUAAGCGCCUUCGAUUUGAUCGGGUCAUUCCGACUAUUACCCUUUGCUGGGGUCUUAUAUGCUUAUUUACAGGCUUCGUUCAGUCAUUUGGCUCACUUGUUGCUACACGUAUUUUACUCGGCUUCUUUGAAGGCUGCCUGUUCCCGUCUAUUACACUAUGCUUGUGUAACUGGUACAAACGUGAGGAGCUAGGCUUGCGUAUAGCCCUACUGUUUAUUGCAUCGGCCCUAGCAGGGGCCUUUGGAGGACUUCUUGCAUGGGCUGUGUUUCAUCUUGACGGAGUUUCUAACAUGGCUGGAUGGCGAUGGCUUUAUAUCCUCGAAGGUCUAAUUACAGUGGUGUGGGCUGGUCUAUGCAUCGUACUUUUACCUCGAAACUAUGAGACUGCGUAUUUCCUAGAUGAUGAGCAGAAGGCUCUCAUGAAGAAGCGUGCCGAAGAGAUGGGAUCCUACGGUGGCGGCACAGGUCACUAUACCAAGGCAGAUAUCAAAGAGGCUGCGAAAGAUGUGAAGAGCUGGGUACACGCCCUAAUCCAGAUUGCCAUCGUGACCGUGCUCUAUGGAUUUAGCACGUUUUUGCCUAUCAUUAUCAAGGACGGUUUUCAGUUCUCAACUAUACAAGCGCAAUAUCUUGUUAUCCCGGUGAAUAUAUGGGGAUCAAUUGUCUACGCCAUCGGAGCCAUUCUAUCUGACAGAUACAGUGCUCGCUUCUUGCCGUUAGUUGUAUGCGCUCCAUUCGGUAUUGCUGGUUACGCAAUCCUACUCUGCGAUGUGCCGUCAGUGAUCCGGUACUUUGCUACCUAUCUCAUCGCCAUCCCCUGUUUCUUAUGUACUGGUGGCAAUAUCACCUGGCUGUCUGUCAACUGCGCCCCUGAUGGAAAACGCGCAGCUAGUUUGGGCAUUCAACUGACAUUAACAAACAUUGGAGGCGUUAUAGCAGGUCAGAUAUACCAGUCCGGCGCAGGACCUUCUUUUACACUAGGUCAUGCAUGGUCUCUAGGCUCAUUAAGCAUUGCCUUCAUCGGUUGGUGGAUUAUGUGGACGAUAUACACAAGGCGCCAGGCGUCUAAAGACAAGAUUCUGAAUGAAGGGGCUGUAUACGCCGAUGCAUCAUUUACUGACAGAUCUCCUAACUUUAAAUAUCAGAUAUAGAUAGAAAUCUCAUUAUAUGACCUGCUCAUACAAAGCCUCAGCAUGAGUCUGUAAGAUCCUGCAAUCGUUUUCAAUUAGAAGCUCCAGUCAGCUCCUCUAUGAUGGGUGCUGCCACAUGGGCUGUGUGCAAACUCAAUAGCGUCGCGAUCUCAAGCACUUCUAGUAUU
This is a messenger RNA of Xylaria bambusicola, 1710 nucleotides long. RefSeq names its product retrograde regulation protein 2. The transcript has 7 exons. The record is from RefSeq and is a predicted model, not a curated record. Gene Ontology annotation, biological process: transmembrane transport. The coding region runs from base 56 to 1543 and encodes 495 amino acids. Gene Ontology annotation, cellular component: membrane. Gene Ontology annotation, molecular function: transmembrane transporter activity. NCBI's taxonomy places the organism in Eukaryota, Fungi, Ascomycota, Sordariomycetes, Xylariales, Xylariaceae.